CCCACGUGGCGACUCUGGGGUGAGGAACAUGAAAAAAAUGCGAUAUUUACGGUUUAUCUUAAGAAGGUGCGUUACCAUCGACCCACACCCACAGCAAAUAAUGACUCUGAUGAUGAAAUUUCACAUCUCGAAUGGGAAACGGUGAGAGUUCGUUUUGUUAAGGCAGCAACCUUGGCUCGCCUUGUCGAAGCUUUAGCUACAGACGAUGGUGAAUUGGAGUCUACAUUCAUAAAUGUAUUUCUCUCAACAUACCGCACAUUCUCCACACCCAAAGAAGUACUUCAUUUACUUAUAAGACGAUACGAUACACUUAACGAAAAGCAUUUACAAGAAAUCGAAGAGCAGCAUAGUAUAGGCAAUUUAACGGAUUACGAUCCAAAUAAUUCGAUACAUGAACAACAUAAAAAAACUCUAGUCUCGGCACUGCAUGUGUGGUUAGAUGGUUUCCCUGAGGAUUGGAAUGAAGAUAAUCUCAGACAGAUUUUAGCAUUCGCCUCAAAACGUUUACCACAAUCUGAAUUACACAAGAAAGUGUUACAUCGACUAGAACUUAUAUUACGGCAACAAAUUUACUAUGAAAACUCAGCAUCGCCAUGGUAUGUGGGUGGAGUUGCAGUUGGUAGUAUUAAUAAUGGAGUAGGCGUUGGAGUAAAUGUUGGUGUUUUACCAACACAUUAUAAUGGAGAAUUAACAGAUCAAUUUGCCGGGCUUUGCCUGGCUCCAGCAUUUCGUAGUCCCGCACAUUUUUUGCAGGCGUACCGAUUUCCACAUGUACCCGUACGACAUUUCGCUGAGCAACUUACACGUAUGGAUUCAGAUUUAUUUAAACGUCUGAUACCACAUCAGUGUUUGGGCGCAACUUGGGGAAGACAUGAUAAAAGUGGUUCUAAAACGGUUGUGGCUACUAUUAAUCAAUUUAAUGCUGUUCUUUUUAGAGUUAUUUCUAGUAUAUUAAUCGAACCAAGACUUAAACCACAGGAGCGCGCUUUAAAUAUUGCUAAGUGGAUUGAUAUAGCACAAGAGCUGCGAUUACUGAAAAACUUUUCUUCUUUGAAAGCAAUUAUUUCUGGCUUACAAUCAAAUCCAAUAUAUAGGCUUUCAAAAAUUUGGGCAGUUCUGUCCAAAGAAAAGAUGGAAAUUUUUAAUGAACUUGCCAGAAUAUUUUCUGAGGAUAAUAAUGCCUGGACACAGCGAGAGGUAUUGAUGCGGGAAGGAACUGCGAAAUUUGCAGAUACUGUUGGUGAGCACGAUCGCCAUUUGCAGAAAAUUAUACAAAAACAGAGUACGCAAACCUCACAUGGCACUAUACCAUAUUUGGGCACAUUUUUAACUGAUUUAACUAUGAUACAUACCGCUAUACCUGAUACAAUGGGCGAAGAGGCUUUAAUAAAUUUUGACAAGAAGCGUAAAGAAUUUGAAGUGUUAGCACAAAUAAAACUCUUGCAAGGUGCGGCAAAUACUUACAAUUUACACGAGGACCCGAAUUUUGAUCGAUGGUUUGUGUCAAUUGUUGUUCUGGAUGAACGCGAGGCACAUACAUUAUCCUGUCAACUAGAAUCACCACCACUUGCACAACGAAAAUCCAAUAUAUCAACAAAUGCCUCUUCGUUAACGAAUACCACAGCGUCAUCAGGAAAUUCUAUAGGCCAUCGAAAAACCGAUUCCAUUGCUUCAAACUCAAGCAGUGGUGCUGGCUCCCAGUUUUACUGUGAAAUCAAUAACAGCUUUAGUUCCCAUUACAGUUCGCGACACAAUUCCCUUGAUCGUGAUGCACAGGUGGCGAAUGCAUCACUCAUGUCUGCCUCGAGUAGUGUUUCAAAUUUAUCAUUAGAUUCUAGUAACUCUGGAGGACAAAAAUCAAAUAUAAAUACCAAAAUGUCACAUUCAUAUUCAGCGAAUGGUGUGCGUUCGGCGAACAGCUCUGGUGCAAUACUGACGGGCACAAAUGGUUCGCCUAUUAUUAAUGCACAAUUAGUGCAGUCUGGUAGUGUGAAAAAUGCCGUGCCUGAUUUUUACAUAAUACGUGUUACCUAUGAAACGGAAAAUGUUGAAUUAGAUGGAAUUGUGCUUUACAAAAGUAUUAUGUUAGGCAACAAUGAACGCACUCCACAGGUAAUACGAAACGCAAUGUUCAAGCUGGGACUGGAAGAUGAUCCAGAUCGUUAUACGCUAGCGCAGGUUUUACCUGACAAGGAACUGGUAAUGCCGAGAAAUGCAAAUGUAUAUUAUGCAGUCAACACUCACUAUAAUCUGAACUUUAUACUACGUCCCAAAAAGGAGGGCGCCAAUGGCAGCUAAUUAAGUUGCAAAUGCUGAGACCAACUAAUACAUUCAGAAAUAUUUGUAGUGUAAAGGUGGUGCUUUAUUUAUUGUCUUUUAAGUUUUUUGUAAUCUCAAAGGUAAAUAGAAAUUGUAA
Messenger RNA from Teleopsis dalmanni, 2416 nucleotides. RefSeq names its product ral guanine nucleotide dissociation stimulator-like 1 (gene Rgl). The record is from RefSeq and is a predicted model, not a curated record. Gene Ontology annotation, cellular component: plasma membrane. Gene Ontology annotation, molecular function: guanyl-nucleotide exchange factor activity. NCBI's taxonomy places the organism in Eukaryota, Metazoa, Arthropoda, Insecta, Diptera, Diopsidae. Gene Ontology annotation, biological process: positive regulation of GTPase activity; Ras protein signal transduction.